UAGCGCCCGUUGACAACGUUGCCGCCGCCGCCGCCGCCCUGGGCCUGAGGGUGAAGGUGAGGGUGAGAGAUACGGCGCAGAAACAAACUCCACCGCUGCUCUAAUCUCCAAAGCUGCUGCUGUACGGGUUCCUCAGGGGUUGAGGGGAUGAGGCCUGGGUGGAGACAACCACCACCCCUCUGGACAGCAGGGUCUUUGUGGGCCGAGCGGCCGCUGCCCGCAUUGCCUUUCGCAUUCCCUCCCCAGACCAUCGCACAAACCCGCCUCCUGUCCAUUGACUGCAUUUACACUCACGCUGCCACGGCAAGGCCAACAAUAAUAAGCAGGGCUGCCAACAUUGGGGUCAACGCCAUGCUGAGGAAGGUGGCCGGGGCCGCGGCGUCCAAACCCCUGGUGGAGAUACGCCAGGACGGCGACCACUUCUACAUCAAGACGUCCACCACGGUGAGGACCACCGAGAUCACCUUCACCGUCGGCGAGGAGUUUGAGGAGGAGACGGUGGACGGCAGGAAGUGCAAGAGUCUGCCAAAGUGGGAAAAUGAGAACAAAAUCUACUGCAAGCAAACUCUCCUCAGCGGCAGUGGGCCUAAAACGCAUUGGACACGGGAACUGAAGAACAACGAGCUGAUCCUGACGCUGGUUGCCAACGAAGUGGUAUGUACGAGGAUCUACGUUAAAGAAUAACAACACGCCCAUCCAUUCACGCGGGGAAAGCCCACUCGCUGCAGAAGCACCUCCUUGUGCAUGGUGUAUCAAGUUAUUGAUGCCAAACUGUGACAUUCCAAGUUUUUAUUUAGUGUAACUGUGUUUGAUUUAAAGUUGUGAAAUCUCUUUCAUGUCUGUAAUAGUGAAUGUGUGAAUCAGAUAGAUUAUUUAGUGUAUGGCUUCUCACUUGGUUUUAGUCUUUUGUAUUUCUGACUUAGAUCUGCCAAGCACCUGCCCAUGCCAGCGAAUGUAUCACAUGCUCAAGCUGUUGCCUGUAUCUCUGUAGCUUCUUGAAGAGAUAUUGGAUUGCUCAUUUCCAAAAGAUGAUUGAAAUUGUGUGGAAACGGAGUGAAUCUGAUAAUAAAAUCAAGAAGAAAAUGAA
Amblyraja radiata (thorny skate) is the source of this 1087-nucleotide messenger RNA. RefSeq names its product cellular retinoic acid binding protein 1a (gene crabp1a). Lineage: Eukaryota; Metazoa; Chordata; Chondrichthyes; Rajiformes; Rajidae. The coding region runs from base 148 to 684 and encodes 178 amino acids. The record is from RefSeq and is a predicted model, not a curated record. Gene Ontology annotation, molecular function: lipid binding. The transcript is spliced from 4 exons.